AAUUUUGGGUUAUGUGCUUCGUUUUCGCAGAGCACGGCGCAUCAGCGCCUCCUUCUUUCUGUGACCUUCACCGCUUCACGUCUUCGCAACUGAGAGCAAAGCACGGCACCUCCUUCCCUCCUCCAUAAUAAUUUGAAUAUUCGAAACUGAGAGCACGUUGCUGUUCGUGUUCGCUAUUCAGAUCACGCGUUGUUCGCGUUGUUGUUCGCACUCGCCGUUCAGAUCAAGGUUCACGCUACUGUCUGCUUCUAUCGCUUUGCUCUCAAGCUUGCGUGCCGUUGUUGCUCUGUCUCUUUUAGGGAAUAAAAGAGCGGUCAAUAAUCCUUUUGAGCCUUGCAGCGUGGAGGACAAUCCCCUAAGUCGCUUCUAAGAUUUCUUUUUUGAUAUAGCGAAGCUAACCCUAAGAGAUGCCUCAGAGGCACUCAAAGAACAACAAUGACCUAGCUUUUUUCACCUAUGAGGAGAAACGAAAGCUUGGGUAUGGGACCCAGAAGGAGAGGCUCGGCAAGGACUCAAUUAAGCCGUUUGAUGCUUGCUGCCUCUGCUUAAAACCUUUCAUUGAUCCCAUGAGCUGUCAGAAAGGCCAUGUAUUUUGCAAAGAGUGCAUUCUGGAAUGCUUGUUGUCUCAGAAGAAAGACAUUCAGAGGAAGCUUGCUGCCCACGCUGCACAGCAGAAGCAGGAAAAAGAAGAGGAAGAAGAGAGAUUGAUGCUGCAAAAGGCCAAGGAGCUUGAUGCAUUUGAUCAGCAAAAUCAUGGCGCCCUGCCCCAAUAUAGUGACAGAAAUUAUAGUCAAGAUAAGCACGGUUUUCAUGGGGCAAACAGUGUGAAGGUCACAACCUAUGAAGAGGAAGCUCUCCGGACGAUGAAGGCAUUCUGGCUGCCUUCUGCUACGCCGGAAGCUCCUGUCAAAGUAGAAGCACCUUCAACUAGCACAACUUGUCCAGAAGGAAAGGAGAAACUCAAGUUGAAGACUCUCUUUUCCAUUCACUUCUCUGAAGAUACUAGUGAGCAGAAGAAACCCAAAUCUCUUGAUAGGACCUAUAUCUGUCCUAGCUGCAAAGUUACUCUCACCAGCACAAUGUCGCUCGUGGCCCUCAAUACAUGUGGGCAUGUGUUUUGCAAGAAAUGUGCUGAUAGGUUCAUGGCUGUGGAUAAGGUUUGCCUUGUUUGUGACAAACCUUGUAAAGAGAAGAAUCUGGUGAACUUGGAGAAAGGAGGGACUGGGUUUACUGGUCAUGGAGAUCAUCUUGAAGCCAGAGACUUCAAGCAUUUGGGAAGUGGUUCUGGAUUGGGGCUUGUUAGACCUGCAACGAAGACAUGAAUGAAGCUCUAUGAACUUUGCUAGCGCCGUGCAUGCAGGACAAAGACCUUAUUUAUAGUUUCUUGAGUUUUUGCUGUCAAUUGUCCCUGCUUUGCUUUAUCGUAUGUAAACUUGGAUGAUUUUAAAAUUCAAGCUUGGGAAAGUAUAAACAGAGUUGUACUGAUCUUCGGCUGUGCUCAUAGGAUAAUUUAUCAUCAGGUAUGAUUAAUCUCUA
This is a messenger RNA of Prosopis cineraria, 1536 nucleotides long. Its product is annotated as E3 ubiquitin-protein ligase CSU1. Gene Ontology annotation, molecular function: ubiquitin protein ligase activity. The coding region runs from base 408 to 1322 and encodes 304 amino acids. The record is from RefSeq and is a predicted model, not a curated record. The transcript has 5 exons. Gene Ontology annotation, cellular component: nucleus. NCBI's taxonomy places the organism in Eukaryota, Viridiplantae, Streptophyta, Magnoliopsida, Fabales, Fabaceae.